AUGGCGAAAUCUCCAGAAACAGAGCAUCCAAACAAAGCCUUUGGUUGGGCUGCUAGAGACAAAUCUGGUGUUCUCUCUCCUUUCCACUUCUCUAGAAGAGACAAUGGUGAAAAUGAUGUGACAGUGAAGAUCUUGUAUUGUGGAGUUUGUCACACUGAUUUACACACAAUCAAAAACGAUUGGGGAUACUCUUAUUACCCUGUUGUUCCCGGCCAUGAAAUUGUUGGGAUCGCUACAAAAGUUGGCAAAAACGUGACUAAAUUUAAAGAAGGAGACCGCGUAGGAGUAGGAGUGAUCACUGGCUCAUGCCAAUCUUGUGAAUCUUGUGACCAAGAUCUUGAAAACUACUGUCCUCAAAUGUCUUUCACAUACAAUGCAAUUGGAUCCGAUGGAACCAAGAACUACGGUGGAUAUUCCGAGACCAUUGUGGUCGAUCAACGGUUUGUUUUACGGUUUCCCGAAGGAUUACCGAGCGAUUCGGGUGCGCCAUUGCUCUGCGCUGGUAUCACUGUGUAUAGUCCAAUGAAGUACUAUGGUAUGACUGAGCCAGGGAAGCAUUUAGGUGUAGCUGGACUUGGUGGUCUUGGUCAUGUUGCGGUUAAGAUUGGUAAAGCUUUUGGUUUGAAAGUUACUGUGAUUAGUUCUUCUCCUGAUAAAGAAGACGAAGCGAUUAAUCGACUUGGUGCUGAUUCGUUUCUUGUCUCAAGUGAUCCCAGGAAGAUGAAGGUUGCAAUCAAUACAAUGGACUACAUUAUCGAUACGGUAUCAGCAGUACAUGCUCUGUAUCCGUUGCUCGGUUUACUCAAAGUUAACGGAAAGCUCGUCACUUUAGGACUACCUGAGAAGCCUCUCGAGCUACCAAUUUUCCCUCUAGUUCUCGGAAGGAAAAUGGUGGGAGGAAGUGACGUUGGAGGAAUGAAGGAGACACAAGAGAUGCUUGAUUUUUGCGCUAACCAUAACAUUACAUCUGAUAUUGAAUUGAUCAAGAUGGAUGAGAUUAAUACUGCAAUGGAGAGGCUUGCUAAAUCUGAUGUUAGGUACAGGUUCGUCAUUGAUGUGGCUAACUCCUUGAGCCCUCCAUGA
Arabis nemorensis is the source of this 1083-nucleotide messenger RNA. The record is from the annotation of a GenBank genome assembly. NCBI's taxonomy places the organism in Eukaryota, Viridiplantae, Streptophyta, Magnoliopsida, Brassicales, Brassicaceae.